Lethenteron reissneri (Far Eastern brook lamprey) is the source of this 1320-nucleotide messenger RNA. RefSeq names its product astacin-like metalloendopeptidase. The record is from RefSeq and is a predicted model, not a curated record. Gene Ontology annotation, molecular function: zinc ion binding; metalloendopeptidase activity. Gene Ontology annotation, biological process: proteolysis. NCBI's taxonomy places the organism in Eukaryota, Metazoa, Chordata, Hyperoartia, Petromyzontiformes, Petromyzontidae.
AUGGAAGGGGCGCGGAGAAGGAGCGUUGACCUCAACAAGUACUCGAUCUCGGACAUGGCUGAGGCCAGCGCCUACAGCAAGAAGAUGCAGGGCAGCACCGACGUAAUAUUCCAGCAGCAGCAGCAUCAUCAGCUGUACCCGCCCUGGCUGCAACGCACGCGCGACGCGAUCCAGCUGCUGCUGAUGAUCUGCAUCCUGGGCGCCCUCGUGCACGUGGCGAUCAACACGCGGCCCGCGAUCAACGCGACCAACGGCUCCCCUGGGGCCUCCAAGAUGAUCGGCGGUGACGGCGUGGCCGGCGACGUUAAGAAGGCGAACGCGAUCCGCAGCAUCGUGAGCGACCCCUCGGCGCGGUGGCCCGCGUCCCCCGACGGCCUGGUUCGCAUCCCCUACGCCUUCUCCUCGUACUACAGCCCGGAGAAUCUGGCCGUCUUUGCGCAGGCGUUCCAGGAUUUUCAGACGAAGACGUGCCUCCGUUUCUUCCCACGCACGUCGGAGGCGAGCUACAUCAACUUCUACAACGGCGGCAUGUGCUCUGGGACCAUCGGCUACCAGCAGCGCACGUCGACGGCGGUGUCGAUCAUGCCGGGCGCGUGCACCUACAAGGGCGUCAUCAUCCACGAGACGAUGCACGCGCUCGGCUUCGUGCACGAGCAGUCGCGCACCGACCGCGACGCGCACGUGCGCAUCCUCUUCGCAAACAUCAUAAGGGGGAAGGAGUACAACUUCCAGAUAAUGUCCACAAACGACGCUGUGGGACCCUACGACUACAGAUCCGUGAUGCACUACAGCAAAUACACGUACAGCUACAACUCGCUGCCCACCAUCGUGCCCAUCCCGGAUGACACGGUGCUGAUCGGGCAGAGGGAAGGAAUGAGCACGCUGGACGUAUUGAAGAUCAACAACGCGUACUGUGGGGGGGUCAUACCCCCGGGGGUUACCCUCACCCCACCUUCGGCAGUGACGCCGUGCAACGCCACGUUCAGCAGCGUCCAGGGCAACUUCAUGAGCCCCGGCUACCCGACCGCCUACGUCAAUCGGCUGGACUGCUUCUACAACUUCUCGGCACCGGUGGGACUGCGCAUCGAAGUGACCUUCAGCAUCUUCAUGCUGGAGUUCGGCACCGCGCUCUGCCCCUACGACUUCGUCGCCGCAUACAAUGGCCCCGGGACCAGCUCGCCGCAGAUCGGCAAGUACUGCGGCUCUAAGCAAUCGUUCACCGUCAAGUCGAGCGGCAACUACAUGGUCAUACAACUCCACACCGACGGCACCCAAGUCUACCCCGGCUUCAUGGCGAGCUACAGUAGAACCCUCAGUUAA